Perca flavescens (yellow perch) is the source of this 1469-nucleotide messenger RNA. RefSeq names its product MYCL proto-oncogene, bHLH transcription factor b (gene myclb). Bases 15 to 1469 code for a protein of 484 amino acids. Gene Ontology annotation, molecular function: protein dimerization activity; DNA-binding transcription factor activity. Lineage: Eukaryota; Metazoa; Chordata; Actinopteri; Perciformes; Percidae. The transcript is spliced from 2 exons. The record is from RefSeq and is a predicted model, not a curated record. Gene Ontology annotation, biological process: regulation of DNA-templated transcription.
UGCCUGCAGCCCCCAUGCCGGGCAUUAGCUCCACCGCGUCUCAUUAUGAAAACUGGGACAUGGACCACCUCGACCACUACCAACAUUAUUUCUACGACGACCACCACGACCCGGACGAGGAUUUCUUCAAGUCCACAGCGCCCAGCGAGGACAUAUGGAAGAAAUUCGAGCUGGUACCGACCCCGCCCAUGUCCCCUAUCCGGGCGGUGGAAGGGUCUGGCAGGGUCGGGCUGCUGUACCCGUCUCUAGGGGACAAGCUGGAGUGGGUCUCUCAGUUCUUAGGCCAGGAGGAUGAACAACAGCAGCAGCAGCAGCAGCAGGACCUGCCCUGCAAGCUGACUACGACCAAUGACUCCUUCGGGAACCUGAGCUCCAUCAUUAUCCAGGACUGCAUGUGGAGCGGCUUCUCGGCCGGACAGCAGCUGGAGAGAGUUGUAGGGGAGCGCUGCACCUCCUGUCCCGGGACAGGCGGGACCGGGGCUGCUGCAAAAGUCGCAGCCGGCUCUGCCGUUCCAUCCCCGGGGAGGGCACAGUGUGCCCUCGCCGACGCGUCGGGCCUCAGCGGACCGGCGGCGGACUGUGUGGACCCGGCUGGGGUGCUCACUUUCCCGCUAACCGGUGGAUGCAAGAAACCAGUGUCCUCUGGUUCCGAGUCUCACACCGACUCAUCAGAUGACGAAGAUGACCAGGAUGAGGAUGAAGAAGAGAUCGAUGUGGUGACGGUGGAGCACAAGCAGCAACGCAAACCUCGUCGACGACUGGUCAACGCCCGCAAGCCGGUGACCAUAACGGUGCGCGCUGACCCCCUGGACCCCGGCAUGAAGCGUUUCCACAUCUCCAUCCACCAGCAGCAGCACAACUAUGCCGCUCCCUCCCCGGACACCAUCCCUCCGCCGGUCGAGCCGCCUCGGAAGAGGGUCCGGCAGGAGGCCUCCUCCCAGGCCCCCCAGCCACACCACAACUCUCAUUACCACCAGCCCCGGGCCGGCCACGCCCCUCUGAACUUAGACAGCAGGAAGUCUCAUGUGACCACGGCCGGAGUCCGGUCCGAGUCGCCUAACCUCAGCGCUUGCUCUCCUACCUCCUCCACGUCGCCUUCGUCUCCCCCACCUUCCUCUUCCUCCUCUUCCACCUCCCAUUCCCAAAGCUCCCCCUCCAAGCCCCACUCCUUCUGCCACCUCUCCAGCCCCCAGUCCUCGGACUGCGAGGACACAGACAAGCGCCGGGCGCAUAACUUCCUCGAGCGCAAGCGAAGGAACGACCUGCGCUCGCGUUUCCUGUCGCUGCGGGACGAGAUCCCGGGCUUGGCGGACUGCCCCAAGACGCCGAAGGUGGCGAUCCUGACCCGAGCCACGGAGUACUUGCAGCAGCUGCAUGCCAGCGAGAGGCAGAAGGCUCAGGAGAGGAAGCAGCUGAAAUCCAGGCAGCUGCAGCUGCUGCAGAGGCUGGCACUGCUCAAACGCUCCUGA